Molecule: messenger RNA, 986 nt
Organism: Anolis sagrei ordinatus
Lineage: Eukaryota; Metazoa; Chordata; Lepidosauria; Squamata; Anolidae
Product: isocitrate dehydrogenase [NAD] subunit gamma, mitochondrial-like
Biological process (GO): isocitrate metabolic process; tricarboxylic acid cycle
Cellular component (GO): mitochondrion
Source: RefSeq, a predicted model, not a curated record
AUGAAGAAUGUGGCCUCGCAGCAGACAAUUCUUCCUCCUGCCAAAUAUGGGGGGCGGCACACCAUGACCAUGAUCCCUGGAGAUCCCAUUCGGCAAAAUCGUGUGGCCCUCAAAGGAAAUAUUGAGACGAACCAUAACCUCCCACCUUCCCACAAGUCUCGGAACAGCAUCCUGCGUACCAACCUGGAUCUCUUUGCUAAUGUUAUUCAUUGCAAGAGCCUUCAGGGAGUGGCAAACAGGCACCACGAUAUUGACAUCCUCAUCAUCCGAGAGUACACAGAGGGGGAGUAUAGCAGCCUGGAGCAUGAGAGUGUCUCUGGUGUCGUGAAGAGCCUGAAGAUCAUCACCAAGGUCAAGUCCCUGUGCAUUGCUGAAUAUGCCUUCAAGUUGGCACAUGAAUUGGGGCGUAAGAAGGUGACAGCUGUCCACAAAGCCAAUAUCAUGAAGCUGGGCGAUGGUCUCUUCCUGCAGUGUUGCAAAGAGGUGGCAGCAGGGUACCCAAACAUCACCUUUGAGAGCAUGAUUGUUGACAACACCACAAUGCAGCUGGUGUCCCAUCCACAGCAGUUUGAUGUCAUGGUUAUGCCGAACCUCUAUGGCAACAUCGUCAACAAUGUCUGUGCUGGAUUGGUCGGGGGCCCAGGUCUGGUGCCAGGGGCCAGUUAUGGGCACAACUAUGCGGUGUUUGAAAUGGCCACAUGCAAUACUGGCAAGAGCAUUGCCGGCAAGAACAUUGCCAACCCUACUGCUACACUGUUGGCUGGCUGCAUGAUGCUGGACCAUCUCAAACUGCACAACUAUGCAUCUGUUAUCCGCAAGGCAGUCCUAGCCUCUAUGGAUGAUCCAGUUACCCAUACCCCAGAUAUUGGUGGUCAAGGAACCACCACAGAAGCUGUUCAAUCAAUUCUGAAACAGAUCAAGAAGACAGACCAUAGCUUGGUGCAAUGACAUGAUGAAGCUGAAGCAGUGUUCUCCCCUACUGCUAA